This is a messenger RNA of Bufo bufo (common toad), 761 nucleotides long. RefSeq names its product frataxin (gene FXN). The transcript is spliced from 5 exons. Gene Ontology annotation, biological process: iron incorporation into metallo-sulfur cluster; intracellular iron ion homeostasis. Gene Ontology annotation, cellular component: mitochondrion. The record is from RefSeq and is a predicted model, not a curated record. NCBI's taxonomy places the organism in Eukaryota, Metazoa, Chordata, Amphibia, Anura, Bufonidae. Bases 56 to 613 code for a protein of 185 amino acids. Gene Ontology annotation, molecular function: iron chaperone activity; ferric iron binding; ferrous iron binding.
GAUAAGAGACUGAGUGACAUAGAGAGUGCAUCAGACACCGUGUGUUCUUGGGAGUAUGUGGGCUCUGUUUAGGGCGUCGAGAGCAGUCUCCUGCUCAAUGAGGGUGCCCUGCCGGGCGAGAGCUGCAGUUAGUGGUGUGGGACGCUGUAUUACACUGAAGGGUCAAGCAUGUUCACAUCUACAAGUAAAAACUAUCCACAAAGCCAUUUUAGUAGCUAUAAGCAGACCAGCAGGAACGCUGACAAGUACCAGUACUUUAGAUGAAACUACCUAUGAGAGGUUGGCUGCAGAUACGUUGUAUUCCCUCGCGGAGUUCUUUGAGGAUCUAGGUGAUCAGCCAUUCACACCAAGUGAUUAUGAUGUUUCCUUUGGGAAUGGGGUCCUAACAGUUAAAGUCGGAGGGAACAUUGGAACUUAUGUAAUCAAUAAGCAGACACCAAACAAACAGAUCUGGUUGUCAUCUCCCAAGAGUGGACCUAAAAGAUAUGACUGGACUGGACAAAGUUGGGUAUAUUUACAUGAUGGCGUAUCUCUUCAUAAAAUUUUAGAACAAGAACUUUCCCUUGCACUCAAUGCUACUCUGGACCUAUCUACCUUGGUGUAUUCAUCGUGAUGGACAGUUCGUCAACUUUCUUGUACAAUGAAGUCUGAUGCUCUCAUAAAUGACUACUAUGCAUUUUAGUUCUGUUAAUGUGACUUUGAUCACAAAACCUUUAGACAUUAUGGAAUCUGCUCUACAAUCCCUUUUUACAUUCACAUCU